Molecule: messenger RNA, 3120 nt
Organism: Chara braunii
Lineage: Eukaryota; Viridiplantae; Streptophyta; Charophyceae; Charales; Characeae
Source: the annotation of a GenBank genome assembly
CCGUUGGAUACGAAACUUGAACUCUCUCUUGGUUGGUCGUCGGCACAUCAGGAAGAUAGGCGCUCGCUUGCUCACACGCUCACACGGAACACACACACGCACACACACACACACACACACACACAGAGAGCAGCAGCAGCAGCAGGAAGUCACGGUUGCUCGCUGCACACAGUCAGACGGGGGGGGGGGAGAGAGAGAGAGAGAGAGAGAGAGAGAGAGAGAGAGAGAGAGAGAGAGAGAGAGAGAGAUUCCAGUUAUGGCGCCGACGUCGGUGGGAGCGAGUGCAACGGGGAAUGGAAACGAGGAUGACAUGGUGUCUAAUGGGGGAGGGGAAAGGAGGGGGGGAGUGCUGGGAGGGAAUUCCACCUCCUGUCAGCUUGAUUUUACUGGGAAUUUGGAUCCAGUAAGAUCCAAUAUUGCACCAGGUCUAGACCAGGAUGAAGAAGAAGACCAGACGGCCGGCCUUGUAGAGGGAUCGAGUGAUCUGUUUACCACAAUCGAUCCGAGCUAUGUGGUCCAUCUCAUUCGACAGCUGCUGCCGCCCAUGUCUGGCCCUAGCGACCCUUACUCUUCCGAGGUUUCCAGUCACCAGUCGCAGCCACAUCAAGGGGAAGGAGGCAUCAUGAAAACACGGAACAGGACGUCAGCUUCAGCAUGUGAGGAGCAAGAUGUUCGGCUAAUGCAGGGCAAUGUCGGGAACAGAGCUGGCUUAUGUGAUCAUGUGCAAGGGGCGGUGGCUGACGUGUGCACCGCUCAGAGAGGGGUUGAGAGUCCCGUGAAUGAAGACGGCGGAGGGAUGUGUUCACAAGAGGGGAUGGGUUCAGACAGCGCUGAUGACAGCUCGUUAUCGUGCCCUUCGUUAAGAGAAGGGAGGGAAAGGGAGGUGCUACGGAAUCCUGAUGGUCCGAGCGAUGGGCUGGAGGUUGGGAAUCGUGGUAUGGAUGGCCGGGAAGGUGAAGAUGAGAGAGGAGGGAGAAGAGGAGGACCUAAUGUCAAUGCUGUUGGAUUAGGAAUGCUCGAGAUGGGCAAUUGCAGGAUGAGGGAGGAAGAUAAAGGGUUGGAGAUGGGGCGAUUGUCUGCACAACAAGAUGCUCCUGUUGGCAGUGAUGAGCUUGGGAAAGAACCAUCAGACCAAACGAUGAGUGCAGUGAAGAGGGUGGAGUCUGACGCCGAGGUUGCGAGAGAUCUCGAGUCUGACGGGACGGGACAACAAGGAAUGAAGGGCAUGGAUAUUGGGGAAGAGUGUGGGGGGAUGGAGCCAGAAGAACUGGGGUCAAAGGGCUACAAAGAUGAUGGUUUUCGGGGUUUCAAGGGGCGCCAAGAUGACCUUGGAAAUGAGGAGGAAGGAGAAGAGGUUGAGAAAGAGGACGAGGAGAGAGAAGAACAGGACCCUCGGGAGGAGGCAGGCUGCAUUCUUUGGGAUCUUGCCUCAAACAAGACACAUGCGGAGUUCUUGGUGCAGAAUCAUCUGCUGGAAGUGGUGCUUGCAAUUUUGCGGUCUUCACACACUGAUCGCAUGAGGGAAAUCUGUUUGGGAAUUCUGGCCAACUUAGCCUGCCAUCCAGAGACUGAAAGAGCUAUGACCAACAUGGAAGGUCUGGUGGAUGUUGCUGUUCAGCAGAUAUUUGUUGAUGAUCCCGCAAGCUUGACAGAAGUCUGCAGACUGCUUAGUGCAAGUCUCCACGGUGAUGCAGCAGUUCGUUGGGGAUUUGCAAUUGGCAGUGAUUUAAUUCUUGGACGCAUCUUAUGGAUAGCCUCAAACACCAUGCAGCCACAACUUUUGGAGAAGAGUUGUGAGCUGUUGCUUGCAAUGGUGGACGGCAAAUCGGGUGUGGGCGCAAUACUGAUUCCUGCCCUCCUCCAACUCAGCCUAUCAGAUGUCUUGAUCGAUCUGCUGGGAAGUGAGCUUUCUGCUAUCACCGACGGCUGUGAUGUUCAUGGGGAUACUGUGCUGGACACAUUGCUGCAAGUUGCUGAGGUGCUCUCGCUCCACGAUGACUGUGCAGCACAGCUCGCAGCCAAUCAGAAAGUGUUCUCUCUGGCAACGCAGGUUCUACAACUUCCUGGGAGAGAGGAGCCUGGUCCUUCGGCCAUCACAGCUGUCGUUUUGAUAGCAAAUCUUUUGGCAGAAGAGCCCUUACUUGUCUCCGUCUUGGCAUCUGAUCCGUCAUUCAUUGAGCGAUUGCUGCCGAUCUUGCCGGUGGUCACGGAUGAUCCCGGAGCUCGGAACGCUCUUUGGAGUGUGCUAGGGAGAAUAUUUAAGACCCUUGUCUCUCCAGAGUGGCCGUCAGAUCACGAAUUUGCGGAGAGAAUAACUGCUGUGAUUGUGGAGGGAAGUCGCAUGCUUGUUCAAGACUUGGAGGAUGAUCAUCACACAGAACCAGGCCAACCGAAUGGACCAGGUGCAGAUGCUCCUCAUGCCAAUGGAGUUGAUGUCGCAGACUAUCUACUGGGUGGAAACACCAUCGGCCUCGAGUGGAAGAUUCGAACGAUUGCUGACAUGAUACAGGUAAUGGAGAGAUGGUUGGCGGGUCUUGGAGACGUGCUCGCUGCAGGUCAGACCGCCAGCAAUUGCCUGUCAGUAAACAAGGUGGUGAUGGUGUGCAAGGAAUUGCAAAGGAGCAUGGCAGCAGUGGAUAAAGUCAUGGCUUCUCUGGUCCUUAAGCUGAACUCGCAAGGGCAACAACCUCAGAUCACAGGAUCAAGUGCAAGGGCAAGGUUUGGCUGUUGAAGACAAGAACAAGAUCAUGAUGACCAUCACUUUACAUCGGAACCUAUUUGCAGGGAGGACUGGUUGAUGAGGAGAAAGAUGAGAUGUCAGAGAAUCAGCAGCCAGGGACUUUCUUAUACAACAGUGAAUUUUUCUCUCAAAGGAGUACAUUUUGUCGCAGCCAAGGGAGAGAGAGUCUCGAUGGGAGAACUAGAGAGCAGCGGGGAGACAUGUAGGACGUGGCUGGCAGCACAAGUCAAGGCUGAAGGCUGUGUAAAGUAGAAAGUAGGAGGAGGUCAUAGCAUCGGAAUCUAGGGAUGCAAAUCCAUCUUUCAAGUCUCUCUGUUUUGAAGAGAGAAGGUAGGUGAUGACGCAUUUUGAGAGAAUGGAAAUGCAUGUCACUCCACCGU